AUGGAGCUGAAUGGUUUGAAUGUGACUUGUGCCUGCUCCAAGAUACUAAAGUAUCGACGAGAAGAACCGCUACUUCCUCAAAGUUUAUCCAAGCCUGGUACUUUAGGAGUCAUCGUGGCCAUCGUGUGGGCUCCCAACCUGCUCCGAAGCCCACGGCCGCAACACGCUUUGCAAGGCGUCGCUGUCCAGUUGCCUGAACGGGUCGUAGUGUACGAGCAAGGUGACGUAGACGGUAUGCUGUACAGAGUCAAGGAAAAGCUGUCGCAGAAGAUUGACUGCUCCCUGUUGGUCGCCACUAGCGAUGCCCUGUUGCUUUGUCAGGAUACAAAAUUAGUGAUGAUUGGAAGGCGUGUGCCGAAAUAUUGGACGGUGCCCACUGCAAUACGUUACGUUAAAGUAACCACAUUGUAUUUUGAAGAAGUUUUAUUACUGGGACUCUUGAAUGGUCAAAUAUGGCAAGUGGAACCAAGCGAUGGCAGCUCCAAAAUGAUUCUUCAGACGCCGGCCAGCGUACGUUGCUUAGACGUGAGCGCAUCUCGCGGACGCCUGGCAGUCGUAGACGAGGCGUCUGUGUGUCGCGUGUAUAGCCUGCCCACCGGGGAACUGUUGUACACGGAAGAAAACGUAUCGUCGGUUUCGUGGAACUCGUGGUGCGAUGAACUACUGGGUCUUUCCGGUGGAGGCUUGCUGUCCAUCAAGGCAGGCAACUUCCCACCGGCCACGCAGCCCCUUAUUGGCUCUGUAGUCGGUUUUCAGGGUGGUCGAGUAUUUUGUUUGCAAGCCAAUUCGAUGCAGACGAUAAACGUUCCAUUAUCUCACGCUGUUCAUCAAUACACGCAACAAAAGCUUUUCAACGAGGCCUACGCUGUGGCGUGUCUAGGCGUGACGCCUUCAGAUUGGGAGCGGCUUGGGAUGGCGGCGCUUGAAGAGCUUUCCUUCGAGGUCGCGAGGAAAGCCUUUCAGCGGAGCGAGAACAUUGUCUACCUCACUCUUAUAGACCAUCUGCAGGAGCGCCUGGAAGCCGGCGAGAAGCGAGCGGUGAUCGUGGGCGAGGUCCUGGCGUACCGCGGGCGGUAUGCCGACGCCGCGCGCUCCUUCCACAGCGUGGGCCGAGACGAGCGCGCUUUGAACCUGUACGUCGACCUGCGAAUGUUCAACAAGGCACAGGAGUACGUGGGCGAGGGCGAAGGCCUGGCGGCGCUGGCGCGGCGCCGCGCAGAGUGGGCUCGCCACGUGAACGAACCGCGAGCCGCCGCUGAGAUGUAUCUGGCGGCUGGCGACGUGCAGAAGGCGGCACAACUUAUGGCCGAGAGCGGCCGCCGGGACAUGUUGAUCGAGCUAGCCCGCAAGCUGGACAAAGGCUCCAGCGAGUCUCUACGGUACGUCGCAGAAGCCCUAGUGACCGCCGGCGAGCACGUCACCGCCGCCGACGUGUAUCAGCGGCUCGGCGACUACAGGAAAGUAGCACAACUGGCCAUAUCCGCGGGCGAAUGGUCCCGAGCAUUCACGCUCGCUCGCGAGCACUCCGAAUGUAAACGGGACGUGUAUCUGCCCUACGCACAUCACAUGGCGCGCGAGAACAAAUUCGUCGAAGCUCAGAAAGCUUACCACAUGGCUGGGGAGAUUGAGACAGCGGUCCACGUGUUCACGAUUCUGGUAGGAAACGCGGUGGCAGAGGAAAGGUUCAGCGACGCUGGUUACUUGCACCAUCUCCUCGCUAUGCAGUGUCUAGAGAGGGCUGAUACUCAUGACGUCAAAGAGCGCGAGUCCAGCCUCCGCCAGUACGCGCACAACGAGCGUCUCGCGCGCGUGUACCACGCGUACGAGGCGGUGCACCGCUGCGUGCACGAGCCGUUUUCGCUCAGCCAACCCGACGCGUUGCUGAACGCGGCGCGUUACGUGCUAGCGCUGAUUGACUCGGGCCCGCCGCCUGGGGUCUCUAAAUUCUGCCUGUACUUAUGCCUGGCGAAGCAAGCGAAGGCUCUGAACGCGCACACGCUCGCCCGGCAAAUGCUGGACAAGAUCUUAGCGCUGCAAAUACCACAGAAGUUUCAGGAAAGCGUCGAACUAAUGAUACUGAAGAUCCGAGCGAGCUGCGGCGGCGAGACGCGAGAUGAAGAAGUGGCGCCGCUGUGCUGGCGCUGCCGCCGCCACGCGCCGCCGCUGUGCGCCACGCGCUGCCCGCACUGCCGCCACGCACUAGCGCACUCCCUGGCCACUCAUGAGGUGUUGCCGCUAGUGCAGUUCGAGCCAGAAGAGGGCAUCACGUUCGAAGAAGCGAUGGAGCUGAUCGAACGCUCUCCUCUCCCGGAGACACAAGAUCGCGAGGACACAGGUGGUGCUGAGGUGCUGCGGAUAGACCGUGAUCCUGAUGCCUCAGACCCCUUCCUGGACAAAGCUGACGAGGAUAACGAGAGCGGCGUGGUGGUGUGCAGUCGACAGGCACUGUUACAGCUAAGUCCCGGCUGUGUGGUGUGCGUGACGCGUCCGCCGCUGCCGCCGAAACUCUACCGCAAUAUGCUGCCCGAGUUGCCGUGUGUGGCCUGCCACCAUUGCCGCCACCUGUUCUACAUGGAGGACUACGAGAUACAACUGGUGACGAAAGGACACUGCCCAUUCUGCCGGCAUCCUAAAGAUGAGGCCGUAGAGGACGGCACAGACGACUCCAUGCUCAACGGAUCCAUAACCUCUUCUCCGGCUAGUCCCGGCAACGGCCAUGGCUCUUGGAACUGAUAUUUGUCAAGAUGUUUGUCAACAUAUUUGUACGUAUCACAGAUAUUUGUCAAGAUGUUUGUCAACAUGUUUGUACGUAUCUUUCGUCUUUGGUAAGUUAGUAUUUUUCGCAAAUACGAUUUCCAAUAUUUUCGAAGACAGUUUUUACAAAUACAUAUAGCGUACCUAAUCUAUCAUCAGUUUCGUGACAGAAUGCUUCAACAACUUUCCACGCAGUUCAAAUAUUUGCACAAAUAUGUGCCAAUGGCCUUUCACACACAGUUUUUAUGCAUCUUCACAAACAUCUUGACACGUGUUAGUAACCGGCAUAACAAUCAAAACAAAUAAUUAUUCGGUAAGUCAAUAUUUUUUAUAACAUGAACAAAGAAUGAAUGACCAAUAAUUUACUUGAAUAUAGGUAUCUAGAUAAGCUAGAGAGAGGUUGUAAAAAUGUGUCAUAAUAGUAAAUACCGUACAAACCUCGACGUACAAUUUUAAUUAUAAUUAACUACACAAAUAUGAAUUAAACUUUAGUGUUUUAAAACAUUGAGUGGCUUAGUUACUUAAUUAUUAUUAAGAAUAGGAAUACAAAUACAGUCAAACUGAAUGUCAAUGAUAAUGAGGAUUUAUACCAUUCGAAAUAAAGUUCAAAAUGGAUUAAUGUGUUUGACAACUUGAUAAAGAAAUUUGAUUUGAUAAAAAAUAGUGCAUUUAAUAUUUAGCUGAAAGUAAAUAUUGUGAUGAUUUCAAUCCGUCCUACUUAUACAUACAUAUAUUUAUGAACUUAUUUAUAUUUUAAAUUAGAAUGUACUAUAUUUAUUAAAUAAGAUCUGUAUUUCUGCGUACUGCUAGUACACUCAGCAUCAAAUAGUUUGUGACACUCAAAGUGGCCAACCUUAUUCCGACUAACAAAUAGGUGUUGUGAUUAUUGGUACUGUCAGGCAACAAUCAACAACAGUUGUGAACGUAUUGCUGUGUCACGAACUAUUUAUUUAUUUGACGCUGACUGUACCACAUUGUGCGAAGAGUUUCCAAUAAAUGGUUUUAGGGUUUUAGCUCUUUAUAGUGCUAACUGACACCUAAAAAUAUGGACAAUGCUGAUUUUUUUGGGCUUAUAAAAUCCCACCAUGCAUUUCUUGUUAUAAGGAUGUGAUGUCUCAAAUGGAU
This is a messenger RNA of Ostrinia furnacalis (Asian corn borer), 3879 nucleotides long. RefSeq names its product intraflagellar transport protein Oseg1 (gene Oseg1). Gene Ontology annotation, molecular function: protein binding. The coding region runs from base 1 to 2733 and encodes 910 amino acids. Gene Ontology annotation, biological process: non-motile cilium assembly; intraciliary retrograde transport; protein localization to cilium. NCBI's taxonomy places the organism in Eukaryota, Metazoa, Arthropoda, Insecta, Lepidoptera, Crambidae. Gene Ontology annotation, cellular component: non-motile cilium; intraciliary transport particle A. The record is from RefSeq and is a predicted model, not a curated record. The transcript is spliced from 18 exons.